This is a messenger RNA of Psilocybe cubensis, 1635 nucleotides long. RefSeq lists its product as uncharacterized. The coding region runs from base 1 to 1635 and encodes 544 amino acids. The transcript has a single exon. The record is from RefSeq and is a predicted model, not a curated record. Lineage: Eukaryota; Fungi; Basidiomycota; Agaricomycetes; Agaricales; Agrocybaceae.
AUGUCGCCCACAACCACCAAUUUCUAUUAUCCUAAAGGCAUACACUCGCUACCAAUCGAAUUGUUAUCUUCCAUAUUCGUGUUUGGCGCCGGGUUCGAUAAUUAUGCCGACUCACCAUUUCUACUCAAACCGGAGAAGGAGUAUGAACCAGUUCCGUCAUCAGAUUUCCAGGUUGUCGUAUCUCAUGUUUGUCAUCACUGGCGCGAAGUCGCCUUAAGUACGCAGUCAUUGUGGACGACUUUGCAUUUUGGACAUCCGUCCCACAUUCCCCGCGCCAAAGCGUAUCUCGCACGGUGUUCCAAUUCAGCAACUGGUUUGCUGGAUAUUCUUGUCAAUACAGUGUCAUACGAAACACACGCACGAGAUCCACUCCGCACACUCUAUGAUUCCGCACUUAUCGACAUAUUCGAGCUUAUUGUGCCCCAUGUCAAAAGAUGGCGCGCGUUUCACCUUAAAAUAUCUGACCAUAAUUGCAAAGGUACUGCCAGGCGUUUUCUCAGCAGCUGUGGGCCUGCCCCAAAUCUUGAAACUCUACAGCUCUACCAUUUUGAAGACUUUCGGACAUCACAGCGACUCUUCGAAGCCAUCCAAAAGCCUCCAGUGACCAUUUUUAGUAACGACUUGCCUCGCUUGAGGAACGUUUCUUUAAUCGGAGUCAAUCUAGGAUGGGAUAGUAGCCCUUACCUAUCCAACCUAAGGACACUGGAGCUUGCACUACAUUCUGAAAAUGUUCGACCCUUCUACGUGAGCUGGGAUCGUAUACUCCAGUCGAGUCCAGGAUUGCAGACACUCUGCCUCCACUACUCUGGUCCCAAGGCUACGACGGACGACCCGAGCUCUCAAUGGCCCAAUGCGGACCAAAAAAUUCAAUUGAAAGUAUUGAAGGAGCUUAGUUUAACCUCUCUCGAUCCCGAUUAUCUCUACGAUUUAGUCCAGAGGUUAUACUUUCCAAAUCUUCAAGUAUUGACGUUGGAUUUGCCUGACCUUGAGUACACAUCCUUCAUCACAUUGUUGGCAAACCCGGGAAUAUCACACAUAGUGACUGGGACGUCGACAUACAUUUGCCCUGUGCCCCCAAUGGGAUCCCUACACAACCUUCAGACCCUUGUAAUACGCGCUCUAGAUUGUUCACUAAAGAGCUGGAUAGAAUUCCUGCACUCAAUGCCUGAAUUACGCAAUUUGCAAGUUGAUUUCGGCCGUGUAGGGGACCGCGCUUUGUUUUGGUCGGUGUUCACCCAACCAAGUACGGCUCCUGCUUCUGGAAGAGAAUUUUCUGCGAAAGGACGUUGUGUUCAUGCGGGGAUUGUUCUGCCACGACUGGAAAGGUUUAAGUUUGGGGGGAUUUUGGGACGAGAUAUUAUUGCCGCAUUGGCAUAUCGAUACAAGAAUCGAACCAAACUCACUCCUAGCAAUCAAAUAUGGAUUAUUGGCUGGAAUGGACAUGUCAAAGCAGAUAUUGAGCGGGAGAGUCUGAUUGAGAGAGGUUUUUGGAUGCCCGACGAUGAGGACAAAGAAGAGGCAAAAAUAAUCAUUAGGAAAUAUGACGACCCGGAGGAGGAGGAAAUUGAAAGCAUCGACGAGGGAUAUGGAGAAGAAGAAGAAGAAGAAGAAGAAGAGGAGAUAUUCGAGGAUUAA